AUGGGGAGUCUUCCGUGGACCCAGGCACCUGGGAUCAGGCCACCCCUGGAGAAGCUCUGGACUCCUGCCCCACCCCUCCUCUUCUCCCUGAGCACCCGAUACAUCAAUCCGAGGGCGCGUACCGCCUCGGUGCCCCGCAGAGCCGAGGUCCCUGGUGUCUGCUGCACUGUGAUUCUCACAGGGAUCGGUGCGGAUGAGCAGCUGGCAGGUUACUCCCUUCAUCGUGUCUGCUUUCAGUCUCUUGGUCUAGAAGGAUUGAAUGAGGAAAUAGCAAUGGAACUGGUUCGCAUUUCUUCCAGAAACCUUGGUUGUGAUGACAGAGAUAUUGGUGACCAUGGAAAGGAAGCUAGGUUUCCUUUUCUGGAUGAGAAUGUUGUGUCUUUCUUAAAUUCCCUGCCGGUUUGGAAAAAGGUAGACCUGACUUUGCCCCAUGGGGUUGGUGAGAAGCCCAUUCUAUGCCUUGCAGCUGUUGAACUUGGUCUCACGGCCUCUGCCCUUCUGCCGAAGCAGGCCAUGCAGUUUGGAUCUAGAACUGAAAAACUGGAGAAAAUUAACAAGAUGGCAUCUGAUAAAUGUGGAAGGCUCCAAAUCCUACCUUAG
This is a messenger RNA of Onychomys torridus (southern grasshopper mouse), 600 nucleotides long. Its product is annotated as asparagine synthetase domain-containing protein 1-like. Bases 1 to 600 code for a protein of 199 amino acids. The record is from RefSeq and is a predicted model, not a curated record. The transcript is spliced from 3 exons. Gene Ontology annotation, molecular function: asparagine synthase (glutamine-hydrolyzing) activity. NCBI's taxonomy places the organism in Eukaryota, Metazoa, Chordata, Mammalia, Rodentia, Cricetidae.